GGGCAAUUACCUACGUCAUUGUUCACCGCCGGACAGCCGUUGGAAAUAAGGAAUGGAGUUAAAACGUAUUAUAACACGUUUAUUAUAAGUCACAGCAAUGAACAAUGACCAUAGUUGACAGAUCUUCAGAUAAGUCUGACCACGAGUCAGUUGGGUGCAAGCGCUCCCCCUUCGCCAGUGGAGACGUGGGGAUGGAUGGCAGCUGUUCCAACAGCUGGGGAAUGGGCCCUGCCAUGCCUGAUGACUCCCCCAGGGCGAAGGCACCAGGAGCCUGUCUCGGCCCCAUGCCUGGAGCCACAGUGUACAGCAGCACCCCCCACUCCACCGACCGGACCAAGGAGCAGGUGAUGAUGACCAGUGGCGAUGGGAUUGCCCUGCCCCAGAAGGUCCUGUUCUCCCCAGAGCGGCUCAACCUGAAGUGGACUCAGGUCCAUCGCAUUGGGGCAGGCCUGCAGAACAUGGGGAACACCUGCUUCCUCAACUCAGCCCUGCAGUGUCUGUCAUACACCCCCCCACUCACCAACUACAUGCUAACACGAGAGCAUUCCAAAACAUGUCAUGAGCCAGGCUUCUGUAUGAUGUGCACCAUGCAAAACCACAUCAUUCAGGUUUUUGCCAACUCUGGAAAUGUCAUCAAACCCAUCGGGGUCCUUAAUGAGCUUAAAAGGAUUGCAAAGCACUUCCGCUAUGGAAGCCAGGAGGACGCCCACGAGUUCCUGCGCUACACGGUGGAUGCUAUGCAAAAGUCCUGCCUUCCUGGAACCAAACUGGACAGGCAAACACAGGCAACCACAUUCGUCCAUCAAGUCUUUGGAGGGUAUUUAAGGUCCAGAGUUAAGUGUUUAAACUGCAAGGCAGUGUCCGAUACUUUUGACCCUUUUUUGGAUAUAACUUUGGAAAUUAAGACGGCUCCCAGUGUUACCAAAGCACUUGAACAGUUUGUGAAGCCUGAGCAGCUGGAAGGAGAAAAUGCAUAUAAAUGCACAAAGUGCAUAAAAAUGGUCACGGCCUCAAAGAGAUUCACCAUCCAUCGCAGCUCCAACGUCCUCACCAUCUCACUGAAACGUUUUGCAAACUUCAGCGGAGGGAAAAUCACAAAGGAUGUGAGGUAUCCAGAGUACUUGGACCUGCGUCCCUUCAUGUCACAGUCCCAGGGAGAACCUCAGCUGUACGGACUGUACGCGGUCCUGGUCCACUCUGGCUUCAGCUGUCACGCCGGACAUUACUUCUGCUACAUUAAGGCCAGUAACGGUCAAUGGUACCAAAUGAAUGACUCGUCUGUGUCCAUCAGUGACAUCAGGUCUGUCCUCAACCAGCAGGCCUAUGUCCUUUUCUACAUUAAGUCCGGCGAUAUGAAGAACGGAGGAGACUACAGCCAUGUCAGUCGUAACCCCAGCAACCCUGGUCAGUCGUCACCCCGGCCGGUGGUGCUGCCACGCAUUAACGCCUCUGCUGGCUUCAUAGGCCCCCAACUGCCCCCACACAUGACCAAGGACUCCCUGCACCUCAAUGGGAAUGGUUCUCUGCGGGACUAUCCCUCCAGUUCCAAGCCUAGCACCAGCAGCAGCAGCCUGGGAAAACCCAGCAACGGCCUUCCUUCUUCCUCCUCCAUCUCCCACUCGCUUGGCCGGCCCACCAUGAUCCCCGACUCCAACAAGCGGCAGAAACUCUCCUUCUUUAUCGGCCCGACCAAACAGACCCGGCCUUCCUCUUCCUCCUCUUCUUCCUACAGCCAGCCGUCCUCCUCACAGUCUACCUCAGACCUCCACUUCCUCCCACGCCAGCUUCAGCACAUUAGUGGCCCCUCUCUCGGCAACAGGGAUCACAACUGUGGCCACGGGAAUGAAGGCUCCUUCCUGGUGCCCUACGGUCAUGAGUCCUCAGAGGAGUCUGACCAGGAGGGUUGCGGCUCUCUGGAGAACGGCUCCCUCACCAAGUCUCACCUCAAUGGUAGGAGCGAAGGAGGCGAUGCCUAUGGACCGGCGCCACGUCCUGUCAACGGGGAUGCUGGGGCUCACCAAAACGGUAAAGGACUUAACAGACCGGCCAAUGGUUUCUCCAAACCAAGUCAAAACGGACACCACAACGGACACCACAAAGUCAAUGGACUUGGCACUUCUGAUAAGGUUUCUGCCGGUGAUCACAGCAGUUUGUCCCUCACAGCUCUCUGCACAGCCAACGGCCUGGAGGCUGACCACAGUCAGCUAAGGAGCAGAGAGACACAUGGUGCUGCUGAUGGCCAGGCCAGCUUCUCUCAGAGUAAACCUGCUGCUGCGGGCCAUGGCCAGCAUCCCUCCACCAUGCAUGACUCAAGGGCUAAAACCGCAUGUGACCCGCUGUUGCAACACACAGUGCCCUCUGCUGCUAGCUCUCCUCCCUCAGCACCUCCAGCGUCGUCCUCUGCACAUCUGGACAAACCUGCUGCCCCCUCCCUCCCUCCAGACCACUGCCUCAGCAACCUGGGAGCCCCCACAGCCCCACAUCAGGCUGAGGUGGGUGAGGACAAAGCCAGGGUACUAGACCCAGGACUGACGCCAGUGACCUGCGGACCGGCAACAGAGCUUCAGGAAGAGACAGCGGGCAGGGAGAACCAUGGCAUGAAGCCUAGCUCCAGAGGUCAUGAGAGAGAGAGGCGAUCUUCACGAGACAGGGAGAGAGAGAGACUGUUCUCCUCCGGCUAUAGCCGAGAGCGCGACAAGGAAAGACACCACCGGGACCGGAGUCGGGACCAAGACUCUGACACAGAACGCUACCGCCACAGACGUGACUACCGGGACCAUCAUGAUCAUCAUCAUCAUCAUCAUCACCAUCGCUCCUACAGGGAACGCUCGCCAGCCCGCGACCGUCACUAUCGGGACUGGGAUAUAGAGCGUCGCUGGGAGAGGUCCACACACCACCCGCGAGAGCGAGACCGUGACCGCUGCAACCACCACUAUCACCACUACCACCACCGCUCACGGGAGGGGCGGGAUCGUGAGCAGAGGGGACGUGGUUCCACCCACCGCGAGGAGCCCCACAGCCGCUGGAAAGGGCGGGACGAGGAUCGUGAGACCCGAUUAAUGAAGGACAGAAUCAGCGAACACGAGAGGGCUACUUCUCUGAACACAGAGAGCUCUGCCAAGGUCAGGGCCUCGCCCCUGCAGCCCCGCCCUUCAUUGCCACGAAUAGGAGGCGACAUCUAUGAAGACCGGGACAAAACAACACAUGCUGUAACAAAGAGGGAGGAAGAGGAAGAUGCCUCUGAGGUGCGUCAUGGCAAAAAACACAAAAAAAGCAAGAAGAAGAAAAAGUUGAGGGAUAAAGAGCGUCAACGUGACGACAGAGGCUCCGAUGUUGAUUCGUCAGAGCAGGGCAAACACAAGAAGAAGAAAAAGAAGAGGAAGAGGAGGCAUGAGAGCAACAGUGACGCGGAGCAGAGUUGUGGAGGCCGGCGUUCUGUUCAAAGCCCCCCCGUCACGGAACAUGGCUACAGGGCCUGCGGCAGCCAGGAGAGGGACAGACGCAAGCGGCGUUUCCACAACAGUGACGACAACAAGCGUGACAUUGGCUGCUCUCCCGAGAAACGGCGGCGCACAGAACACACUGAUGACGCCAGUGACCGCCAAUUUGCCUCCCGUGGUGCAUCACCCGCUUCAACAACAAACAUUCUCAAUGGACACACAGAUAAAAAUGGCAAAUCGAUGCAAGCAAGAAAAAGAAAAUCAAAGAGAACGGUAGCAGGUAACACUUACAGACGCCUCAAUGGAGACUCCCAUGGAUGCACCUCCAACAACCUGAAUGAGACGCAUUGAGACCCUCCUCUUCAUCCACUACACACCACUAUGGGAAACUGUAAAAACUCAGCAUCUUAAUUACUGAAACUCAACAGCAAAGGAAUGACAUCAACAACUUGCGUCUUGACGCGGUGCUUUAUCAUCGGACUAUACUGUAUUUUUACCACACAGUGUUUUGAAAGCUCUACAAAUUCUUUAUAUUUCCUCGUUUCUUCAGGCAUUAAUUUGCCAGAAUUCUCCCAAUUAUGUUUAAAAACUUACUCAUGGAAGAUUUCUGAUUAAAACUUAAAAAUAUUAAUAUAUACUUGUAUAAAUGCAAAUAAGAUCAUGUGGAAAAAAAGAAGAACUAGCCUGGAGCUUAAACAUCCCAACUGCUGCUCAGCGACAGACUCAGGACUUCAUGAACAUCCAGCUGGUUUUACUGAAGGACAACCGACACGGCGCAGGACGAGCGGCUGACCGAUCGGUGGACUGGCGUCCAGACGUCACCUUAUCUACAUAUCUGCAACGAAGCAACCCGCCUGUCUGCUGGCCUCUGAACCCUGACAGACCAGCUCUCAGACCAGGACAAGGCCUUUGUGACGGUUACCUCCAGCGAGCCCUGGACCGACUUGAGGACAUCUCACACUUCAAUAUUUUUGCUCUGAAGCCGAAGAUGUUCCCCUCUUCUCCUUCUUCUCCAACUUUUUCAUCAAUGUUUUUUCCGCCUCUACGGCAUCAAUUUCCCCACGUUCUUCAAGCGUUCUGAAAUACGGCGUCAAGAUCAUGGCUGUGGGUUCUGUUUUGUUUUGUUUUGUUCUGUUUUGUUUUGUUUUAUUUGGGUAAAUAAACGGUUUGGUUCUUUUAGCGUCCAUAAGAAAGAAUACUGUGAAUUUAAGUUUGAACUGUACUAUCAGUUAUUUUUUAUACAUGAAUGGUCCUGUAUCAGGAUGCUCACCUUGUGUUGUUGUUGUUGUUGUUGUUCUUAUUUGGUCUCUUUCUAGAGGAAAACCCACAUCAUUUGGACCACAUCCCAUAGCGUUAGGGAUGGAUGUGGCCUGGCUCUUUUUUCUCAGUAUGUCUAAAGACAGGUAGUUGAAAUGGCUAUGUUAUACCUUCUGUUCAACAAUAGCAUGUCAAGACUUAUACAUUGUACAAGGUAUAUUAUACAGCCUUAAAUACAUCGGUUCAUAUCAGA
Lampris incognitus (smalleye Pacific opah) is the source of this 4950-nucleotide messenger RNA. It is a transcript of the gene usp42, whose product is annotated as ubiquitin specific peptidase 42. Gene Ontology annotation, biological process: protein deubiquitination; regulation of apoptotic process. The record is from RefSeq and is a predicted model, not a curated record. Gene Ontology annotation, cellular component: cytosol; nucleus. Gene Ontology annotation, molecular function: cysteine-type endopeptidase activity; cysteine-type deubiquitinase activity. The transcript has 19 exons. The coding region runs from base 105 to 3791 and encodes 1228 amino acids. Lineage: Eukaryota; Metazoa; Chordata; Actinopteri; Lampriformes; Lampridae.